This is a messenger RNA of Lecanosticta acicola, 453 nucleotides long. Lineage: Eukaryota; Fungi; Ascomycota; Dothideomycetes; Mycosphaerellales; Mycosphaerellaceae. The record is from the annotation of a GenBank genome assembly.
AUGUCACGAACGAUGCAGAUCCCCAAGACAACUCUCAAAUCACUGGGAAUCUACUUCUGCGGUAUCUUCGCUCUGCUGCUGGUAGUCCGGUUCGCGGUGGACAUGGGAGCAUUGCGGAACUAUCAGCGCCCCGGUCCACAGACGCAUCCGGUCAUCAACAGAGCCAUUUUGAUCUCGACGACUGGCCUGGAAGUCAUCGUCCUGGGGUUGGAGUAUCGAGGAUUGAUCCAGAGCCAUGGCCGACGAAGCGCGAACAGUCUACUUCUCGGUGCUACUGCAGCACUCUUGUGCAGUGUACUGCUGUUUGUAGCCGCCGUGGGACGCAGAGCAAGACUUUUGGAUUGGAUGGCGGUCAACUGGUUCGUGCUACUCUUGAGUCUGCUGGGUGUGGUUGAAACAUUUCUUCCUCGGGGCGAACAGUCGAUGAAAGCGAUCAACGAGCCCGAUGGAUGA